Daphnia pulex (common water flea) is the source of this 1080-nucleotide messenger RNA. RefSeq names its product glutamate receptor ionotropic, kainate 2-like. Gene Ontology annotation, molecular function: ligand-gated monoatomic ion channel activity. Gene Ontology annotation, cellular component: membrane. The transcript has 6 exons. The record is from RefSeq and is a predicted model, not a curated record. NCBI's taxonomy places the organism in Eukaryota, Metazoa, Arthropoda, Branchiopoda, Diplostraca, Daphniidae. Bases 109 to 1080 code for a protein of 323 amino acids.
AACUUUUAAUGCUUGCCAUAGGAUGUUGACAGUAUAACGUCUACUUUCUACUUGACUGCCGAUCGAGUAGCGAAAAAUGAUCCAACGUCCUUUAUAUGGACUGAAGGAAUGAAACUUAUCGUGCCAAGACCUGAAGAAGAAAAUCGUUUAUUCGCUUUCAUCGGACCAUUUCAACCGUUGGUUUGGUUGCUGAUUUUCAUCAGCCUUUUCCCUGUCAUUGGCGCGAUGACUUUUUUUACGUGGCUCUACCAACAUCUUCAUUGGAAUAACGAUGCCACUAGGGGCACCAAUUCCUUUCGAUGGUUUACUACUAUCUCUAGUUCCCACAUGAUUUACGUGAUUAACACCCUGACCAAUCAAGGGGGUAGAGAAGCAUUUGAUCGCUUCUCAUUUCGGGUCCUGACUGGAGUUUGGGUUUUGUGCGCUAUGGUUUUGGUCAAUUGUUACACUGGAAUCGUCACAUCUUCACUCACAACGCCAAAGAUGAAACCGACCAUAAACUCAUUUGAAGAUUUGGCCGCAAGCAAAGAAGUUAAAAUAGUUAUUCGAGGUGAUACGUCGAUGGGAGAUCAAAUCCUGAGAGCAACAUCCGGUGUUUACAAGGUUUUUGGAGAUCAAGCCCGUCGCAAUCCUAAUCAACUAGUUGAUAAUCCUUUCAAAUUGACCACAGCAUUACAAACUGGUCGCUACGCUUAUCCUUAUCUUCACUCUUUAUGCUUCGCCUUUAUCAGUUCUCAAUAUGAGAAAGAUGGGGAGUGUCGGUUUAAAUUAUCGAAGGUUUUACCCGUUUCGAUUGGAUAUACUUCGUUGUUUUUCAAAAAAGGAACUGCCUUUACUAAAGAUAUGAGCAAAGGACUGAUGGAACUGUGGGAGAGCGGACUCGUCCGUUUUUGGGUUAACAACAUCCCUUCUAAUCCAAAGGCGCGAAAAUGUUUGGCCGACACUAAACGCGAAGUCACCGGAUUAGUCCCCAUUAAAUUGUCUGACUUGAUUAGCGCGUUCUUCAUCCUGGGCAUCGGACUUGGAUUGGCGACGCUGAGUUUCUUAUUGGAAAUAAUCCAAUCUAAAUUUCGCCCUUAA